Molecule: messenger RNA, 378 nt
Organism: Ostertagia ostertagi
Lineage: Eukaryota; Metazoa; Nematoda; Chromadorea; Rhabditida; Trichostrongylidae
Source: the annotation of a GenBank genome assembly
AUGGACAUACUGGCGCUGUCACCUCUUGGGUAUGCCUCCUACCUUGUGUACAAGGGAGGUGGAGCAUCCUUUCUUGCAGGUUUCGAUUACACUGACACUCGUUUGGCUUUGGGUCUUUACGGAGCAAACAUGAUGUUUGCCCUUACAACUAUUCCUCUUGUGAAGAAGAAGAAACCUGGGCUGCGUGAGUUAUUUGCUGUUCUGCUGUGGAAGAAUACACUUAUGGUUCACUUGACCGCUGCUGGAGCUGCAUACGCGUUUUACAAGAUCGACAAGCAAGCUGGAAUGUGGAUGAUUCCUUACGCGGUUUGGACAGGCUUCUAUGCUUUCCUGACCUAUUCGAUUGACAAGGAAAACCAGGUCAUCAAGGACAUCUAA